Eriocheir sinensis (Chinese mitten crab) is the source of this 2406-nucleotide messenger RNA. RefSeq names its product dual specificity protein phosphatase 18-like. Gene Ontology annotation, molecular function: protein tyrosine/serine/threonine phosphatase activity. Gene Ontology annotation, cellular component: cytoplasm. The record is from RefSeq and is a predicted model, not a curated record. Lineage: Eukaryota; Metazoa; Arthropoda; Malacostraca; Decapoda; Varunidae. The transcript is spliced from 2 exons. Gene Ontology annotation, biological process: protein dephosphorylation. The coding region runs from base 461 to 1297 and encodes 278 amino acids.
CGUGACACACCUCAGUCGUACCCUACCGUGCAAGGAGGAAGUACGCGCCUGUUUGCACUUCAAGGACACACAUUACCGUUUUAAACACCACCUAAGACCAAAUAUUCCCCGACAAGGCAAACCGGAUUUAAGAGAGGCCAGACCGAACCUGGACCACCACUCCUCCAACCAGCCUCCGCCAGCCAUAUCACCACCACCAUCUGUACUCACGACCAUCACGUAACCACCUGUCAGUUGUCGACCGCCUCACCACCACCUGUCACCCACCUGUUUGGCCUGAGUCUUGCCCCGCUUUCUACAGCCUAAGAGUUGUUCCAAAGAGUUCUAAGUGGUCAACAAAGGUCAAGAAAGGUCAGAGGGUUUAUCUACAGCUACACCUCCCAGCCUGACUCCCCAAAGGCACUCACGUUCGCCAGCUUAACAUCACACUCAUACCGAGGAGGUCACAUGUAAGGUCAAGAUGCCGGAGAAGUAUCGCAGGUCAGAGGUCGUGAGGCUGACCUCCGCCACGCCGAGAGAAGUCGAAACAGAGGUGUCACCUUGCGGGCCCUUGAGGGAAGACGCGCUGUGGAGCUCCCUACCAAGCCAGCCCUCCACCACUACCAAAGGCAUCACCACCAACACCAACAUCACUACCAACACCACUACCAACAACAACAACAGUAACAGCCAUAGCAGCAGCAGCAGUGCCCGCCUCAGGUCCCGCGGGGGCACGGCGGCCGAGGGUCGUGCGGGCCACAUCUCACAGAUCGCCGAGGGCCUCUUCCUGAGCGGUGCUCGCGCCGUUCGUCCGGCGCGCGUCGCUGAGUUGGGCGUGACAUGCGUCGUGAACGCCACCGCGGAGCUGCCCAACGCCCCACUGGAGGGUGUGCGGGUGGUGGCGGUGCGGGUGCCGGACGAGCCCUCGGCGGACUUGGGCAGCCACCUCGCCGCCGCCGCCGACACCAUCCACGAGGAGCUGUCCCGGGGCGGUCGCGUGCUAGUGCACUGCGUGGCGGGCGUCAGCCGUUCCCCCGCCCUGGUACUCGCCUACCUGGUGCGGCACGGGGGCAUGACGCUGCGCGAUGCCUUUCUGCACGUGCGAGCGGCGCGGCCCUCCGCCAGGCCCAACAGCGGGUUCUUCUCGCAGCUCAUCGACUUCGAGGAGCAGGAGCUUGGCCGUGGCAGCGUGUCGCUCUGCCACACCCCUGGCGGCCGUGUGCCUGACGUGUGCCUGGAGGAGGUGGCGGCCAUGCAGGACAAGCGGUGCCUCGGGGCCCUCGGGGACAGGCGGGCUCUGCAGCGGGUGUACGCGUAGCGGACCGCGGCGCCCCGCCCUCACCCGGCCUUAGGGUCAGGAGAGGCAGGUGCAGGAGACAACUCUCUCCCUGCGCUGCGGGGAGCACGAAGGGCUGCCGGCCAUGAACCAUUCCAAAGCUGCGCCAACACCUGAGCAGCCGAGUAAAAGGUCCCUCGCUGCAACACUUUGACUGUCGAAGUGAGAGGAAACCGUGACACGUGUCCUUGACCAUGAGCCUUGCCACGACAGGAGAACACACAUGAAUCAGAUAAAUGGUGGUAGACAGGGAGAGAAGUGACGGGAGGAAACAUGCCAAGGAAUGGGGAGAGGACACAGGUGGUCGGUGAGAGAAUGAAUGUCUUUCAUUAAACACCUGCAUCGAUGAUUUUAUCGAAAUACAGAGAAAAAAAUAAACCCUCCUCCAAGCAAGCUAUAAAACACCAAUAGGAAGAAUCAACAUUAAAAAUCCCCUUCAUUACCGUCAACUCGUCCAGAUGUGCCCCGGUGCCCUGGCCUGUCCUGCCUCCCUGCCUCGCCCCGUCAACACUCACCUGUCUCGUGCAUGAAGGUGGAAUCGAUUGCCGCCUCCACGUGGCCUCUUUCCCAUCUCAGCUGCGUGUACCCUCGCGAGCCUCACCUGGAAUGAAAGCGAUACAAAUACCUUACUCAUCAAAGCAAAAUAACUAAUGAAAGUGUACAAAAAUACAACCAGCACACUAGACAAUUCCACUAGACUCAAACAUGGUAAUAAUAGGUGCUGCUGCGAUGUAGUGGAUGUAGUGGUAGAAGUAGUAGUAGCAGCUGGAGUAGUAGUAAUAGUAGUAACAAUAGUUUUAGUAGCACCAGCACAGCACAGUAACACUAGAUGCAUAAAACCCACGAUCUCGUUAUAGAAAUAAGAAAAACCGACCAUGACACGCCAGGGAAAGGAGGAGGAGGACGGAGGGACGGGGAUUUGUCUUUGUCUCCCCUUUCCUUCCUUCACCUUAGCCCCCAGCACCCCUCCCCCUCCCUUCACGAUGACCACUGUAGAUGCGGGGGGGGGGCAUUGGGGGGGGCUUUCCAUAUAUAUAUUUUUGUACUCAAUUUAGCAAAAAACAAAUAUAUUAAUAAAUGAAUAUUACUGA